UGUAACAUACACUUUGAAACAUUCUAAAACAGAUACGAAACGAGUCAAGUUUUUCUGCCCCGUGUUACUCGAGAUUGUGAAUAUCGUCGUCGACAUGAAAGAAUCUUUAUGCACCAUGCUAGUUUUUCUUGUAGUUUCAACUUCACUCAAUCACGCGCAGGAAUUUAAAAUGAACGUGAGACGAUCGUCCGGAUUGGUGCCUUUCCCAAGGACCGGAAGACACCUCGCGAUGGCCAGCUUUGCACGAUCGGAGGGUAAUUCCGGUUUGGUGAACUUUCCACGAGUCGGUCGAUCGAGAUCCACCGCUUCGGUUUCCAGUUUCGCUCCCAGCGGCGCUCGAGAAUUCGAUUCAAAACCUCAUCCCGAUAGGGAUUUCGAUCUUGAGAAUUUGGAUGAUUUUGAUUACAACAAACAUUAUCCCAGCGAAUGGGAAGAAUCUGGAAAAUGCUACGAGGAACUGAAAAAUGACUUGUGGCUCGGAAAUCAUCCGAACAGUGACUUAAAAAAAGAACACCGUCAUUCGCACCGAUGUAAUCAACAGACUGACGGACCUUGGGCAUUACUUUUUGCCACGCGAGAAAUGACGAAUUUGAACCAGCAACCGGUACACAAUUUUAUACCUCGACUUGUACGGGAGGUGGAAAACGAAGCUGCCACUACGGGUAACAUAAUAUCGUAAAUGUAAGCAUAAAAAUGAUGUUACGAACACGGUGACGUCGUCAACUGUAUGCAUAUAAAUAUAUAAGUUUAUGUAUUUGUAUGCAUGUACGAAGAUAGCGUUUGACCGUUAGCGUUUGACAUCAUUGGAUACAGAAGAAAUUUGUGAGAAUUGGCUUUCGAAAAUUGGUUAUCUCGGUAAACGAAAAAAAACGUGUGAACCUUGUGUAUUCAUCGACCUGUUGUUUGUGCCGAUAGAAUCGAAAACUUUAUAUAUCGACCGAGCCUCGUUUAUUUCACCCCUGUCAUCAUAAAAGGGGUGGUUGUUGCCCCCCCCCCCCUUUUCUCCCGUCCAAUGGAACACUUGUCACGUAUAAUCACCGCGACUACUCGCCUCGUAUGGAGCGUCGUAAUUAAAACGAGUGGAGCACGGAUUUUGGAGAUUCGAGUAUACGCGCAAGCUCGAAAAACGAGUCUAUCUUUGAGGACAGACGGCAUUGAUACCCUCUAAAAAGUGAUGUCCCUAUUAACAGUGAUAACUGCGAACCCGAAAAUGUAUGGAUGGCGAAAGAAUCAGGCGGGAAAGGAAAAUAGUAUAAAUGGGAAAAGUGGUAUACUGAUA
This is a messenger RNA of Venturia canescens, 1279 nucleotides long. RefSeq names its product CAPA peptides-like. The record is from RefSeq and is a predicted model, not a curated record. Bases 95 to 679 code for a protein of 194 amino acids. The transcript is spliced from 4 exons. NCBI's taxonomy places the organism in Eukaryota, Metazoa, Arthropoda, Insecta, Hymenoptera, Ichneumonidae.